Ananas comosus (pineapple) is the source of this 657-nucleotide messenger RNA. Its product is annotated as sm-like protein LSM3A. Bases 75 to 368 code for a protein of 97 amino acids. The record is from RefSeq and is a predicted model, not a curated record. Gene Ontology annotation, molecular function: RNA binding. Gene Ontology annotation, cellular component: Lsm1-7-Pat1 complex; U6 snRNP; precatalytic spliceosome. NCBI's taxonomy places the organism in Eukaryota, Viridiplantae, Streptophyta, Magnoliopsida, Poales, Bromeliaceae. The transcript has 3 exons. Gene Ontology annotation, biological process: P-body assembly; mRNA splicing, via spliceosome.
GAGGAGGGUUUUAGGGUUUGUUAGGGGAGGGGGAGAGAGAGAGAGAGAGAGAGAGAGAGAGAGAGGUGGAAACAAUGGCGACGGAGGAGGAGAUCGCGGUGAAGGAGCCCCUCGACCUCAUCCGCCUCAGCCUCGACGAGCGCAUCUACGUCAAGCUCCGCCACGAUCGCGAGCUCCGCGGGAAGCUCCACGCAUAUGAUCAGCAUCUAAAUAUGAUACUUGGGGAUGUUGAAGAGAUAGUCACUACUGUAGAAAUCGAUGAUGAAACUUACGAGGAGAUUGUUCGGACAACUCGACGGACCAUUCCCUUUCUUUUUGUGAGAGGAGACGGAGUGAUACUGGUUUCGCCGCCUCUGAGAACGGCGUGAAGAUGUAAUGCUCCAUUACGCGUGUAAUAGACGUCGCAUUGAACUGCAUUUAAUGUGGGACUAACUAAUGCACUAAAAAUGGUUAUCCCAUCUUCGAAAUCGCAAGAUGAGCCUUCCUUACCCUGUUUGUGUUUGUGGUAGGUGGCUAGAUCUAUAUUUAUCGCGCUUCUUGUUUUUUUCUAGGAGCUAUUUUGCUUGUCUAAGUGUGGGAUUUAUUCACCAUAGUUUAACUGCUAAUCUCAUCCAGUCAUCUUAAGUUGCAUCAUUUGGCCUGUUUUUCUCCGCUUCA